AUGGUCUAUCCGCUACUCCUCCUUCUAACCUUUCCACUAUUUUCCUACUCCCUCAACUCCGAUGGCUGUCUAACAACACAAUGUGUUGACACCAACCCUAACUACUGUAUCCAAGUCCUUUCAAAUGUGGUUAACGUAAGCCCAUGUCUAGCUGGUUAUCAAUGCUCAAGCUAUUCUCAACUCUCUACCUAUUCAGCCACCUGGAAAAACUCGACCUGUGUAAACUACAGCUUUAAAACUUAUGUAGACUUAUGCAACGACAGCACCUAUACAAAAACUCAAGCCCCAGGCGAUCAUUGCUGCCAAGAUUGGAACUGUGUGUCAGGCUUCUGCACUGAUGGAAUAUGUGAACCACAUGCCUAUAACAGCUAUUGCGAUUCACAUAGCAUUUGUAAGGCUGGCUCAUAUUGCUAUAACUUAACUAGCACUAGCAAUGGAUACUGCAAAACUACUUUAUCUGAAGGCUCAGCAUGCACAAAGGACUAUGAAUGCGACAUUGGCUAUGGCUGUAACCAAAAGAAAUGCACCAAGCUUUUCAGCAUCUAUUAUAGUGAGCAAGCUGAUGAUGCAAAAUUCUGUGUGAGCAAUUAUUUAACUUCUAACGGGUACUGUGAUGCUAUCAAGGUCUAUGCUAAUGGAAAACUUUUAGGACCUCCUUACCAAUGCAGAAUUGGCCACACUUGUACCUAUAAAAGUGUUGUCUAUGACGACGUGAUUGCCUCUGAGCCUUGCUUAUGUUCUGGAACUAACACUUCAAUUGGGUAUUGUGCGUCAUAUAUGUCUAUGGCUUAUGACCAUAUAGGAAGCCUUUACGAAGAUAUGCAAUAUUCUGAGAGCAAAUGUGCGGAAGAUAGAACUCAUAUUGGAGAUGUAGCAACUUUGUGGGCUUGUGGGUCUAUUUCGGAUGAUCAAUAUAACCAUUGGGUUCUUAUGAAUCAACAAUUCAGUUACUGGGCUCUUUAUCAAUCAGGAGUUAUUGAUAAUUGUGCGAAAAGUAUGGGAUUGUUUGACCCUGGUUAUGAAGAAGACGAUAGCGCAGUUUAUUUAGCUUUAGCGUCUUUAGCUUUAUAUUUAAGUUAA
This is a messenger RNA of Blepharisma stoltei, 1080 nucleotides long. The record is from the annotation of a GenBank genome assembly. Lineage: Eukaryota; Ciliophora; Heterotrichea; Heterotrichida; Blepharismidae.